Molecule: messenger RNA, 1782 nt
Organism: Lizanozyma spartinae
Lineage: Eukaryota; Fungi; Ascomycota; Pichiomycetes; Serinales; Debaryomycetaceae
Exons: 1
Coding region: 1-1782 (593 amino acids)
Biological process (GO): transmembrane transport
Cellular component (GO): membrane
Molecular function (GO): transmembrane transporter activity
Source: RefSeq, a predicted model, not a curated record
AUGGCAACGAUUCCAGAAGAUGAAGAACCUUUAUUAGGAGGAAUCUCCUCAACUCCGAUCAAUCCAGAUAUCGAUACUAAUUUUGAAACGGCUGUGGAAGUAGCCUAUGACCAUCUCACUCAUCCCGAACAAGAAGAUACUCAACCUGAACUUCUAGAUCAUGAUAGUCAUCAUGCUUGGCUCUCCAAUCAACAAAGACAACGUAAUAAACAGAAAACUUGGUAUUCAAGACCCUCUCCCUAUAUGGUUGUGAUUGUGGCAUUCUCGUUAACAUUUGCUGGUUUAGGUGCUGAACUGUCUCGUCAAGUAAUAACCUAUAAAUUAGCCUGUAAUUAUUUGUCCAAGUUAGCUGGCUUUCUUGAUCCAAAUAAUGGGAAUAGAAGUUGUUCACCCCAAGAUACUCAAAUCCUUAUGUCUAAUUUGACAUUGGCCACUUCAAUUUCUCUGAACAUCAUCACUUUGAUUGCCUCCGGUAAAAUGGGUCCACUUUCAGAUGUUUAUGGAAGAAAGGUUUGUAUUAUUAUCAUCGUUGGUUUUGUAAUGCUUGGGAGAAUUCUAAAGUUUGCCUUGAUGUCUCAUUAUGAUUCGUUAUAUUUUGUCCCCAUGGUUUUAUGUGAGGUUAUUAUGAACUUGGGUGGUGGAGGAUUGGCAUUGAUUAGUAUUUGCAAUGCUUAUAUUAGUGAUGUUGUUGAACCACAUCAAAGAAGUUAUUCUCUCGGGUUAGCCAUUGCGGGAUUAUUCUUGGGUGCCAGUUUAGGUCCAGUCGUUGGGAAUUUGUUAAUCAAAUCAGGUCAAAAUACACCUAAGGCAUCAUUGGAUAAUAUUACAACGUCACCUAAAUAUAUCACUAUUGAACGUUACGAAUUUCUUCCAUUGAAGUUUGAACUCUUGGUCCUUGUGAUGUUACUUGCAUUUAUUAUUUUCAUUCUUCCUGAAUCAAGAGGAGAACAAAGUCGUCGAUUAUCUCGAUCAAUGUCCCACUCCUCACUUUCAAUUAGAAGUGGGUUGGUUGGAGAAUUGACUCCACCACAGAAGGAAGUUUGGUGGAAACGCUGGUUCGUUCAAUUAAACUUUGUUAAGCCAUUAUCCUUGCUCCGGGUUUCUAAAGACGUUAUAAGUGUGGACAAAAGAGCCGACUAUAAGAAAUAUCAAUUCCCAGUAUUAGCAUUGGUGGUUAUUGAUGCUUUCCUUACUGCAAUGGCUAUGGGUAUUCAAUCCAUAUUUAUUCUUUAUGGGAUCUAUCAUUUCCAUUGGACUCAAACAGACUUAGGACAUCUUUUAGCAGUUGAAGGGUCUGCAAGAGCUAUUGUUCUUGUUAUACUUUUCCCCUUAAUUAAUCAUCAAAUCUUUCAAGGUAUGCUUGGUUUCAAAAUCAACAAGAAGAAUUUUGAUAUGAUUGAUUUUAGUUUUAUAAUUUUUGGAUUAUUCUGUGAAUGUUUAGGGUUAACUCUGAUGAAAUUUGCUCCCACUACAUUAGCGUUUCUUGUCAGUUCUGGAAUUAUGGCUAUGGGUGCCUUGGCAGCUCCAAAUAUUAAUUCUACUAUAAUUAAGCAUUAUCCCGAGCUGAAAAUUGGUGAAUUGUUUGCUGCUAUUUCAUUGGUUAAAAAUGUUUCGGGUUUAAUUGUCCCCAUAGUAUUCAUUACUGCUUAUAAAUGGUUAUUGAAAAAUAGUGAUCCUGGUUGGUUAUUUGUGGGUAUUGGUGGGAUAUUGGCAUGUUUUAUGGUUUUAUUGGUUAUUGUCAAACAUAAACUACAAGAAGCAGCAACUACACCUAUACUUUAA